This is a messenger RNA of Perca fluviatilis (European perch), 3633 nucleotides long. RefSeq names its product hemicentin-1-like. The coding region runs from base 1 to 3633 and encodes 1210 amino acids. Gene Ontology annotation, molecular function: protein binding. The record is from RefSeq and is a predicted model, not a curated record. Lineage: Eukaryota; Metazoa; Chordata; Actinopteri; Perciformes; Percidae. The transcript has 17 exons.
AUGGCACUGGACCAAUCCACCUUUGCACAGGGAAACACCAGCGUUAUCAACGUGACCAACGUCAAUCGCAACCACACCGGCUGGUACCGCUGUGUGGCCAGCAAUGACGUCAACAGCGAGAGCUCUAACCCGUUAUGGCUGGACACUAUGUUUGGCCCGGAUAUCCCUCAGAUAGACGUGAGUCCAUACAGUAUAACAGAGCGAGGAUAUUCAGCCCUGGAGAGAGAAAAUGUCUCUUUACUGUGUGAAGCCCAGUCCAACCCAGCCAGUCAGUACGUCUGGUUCUACAACAACUCCCAGGUCUACACCGGGCCGCAGUUAACCAUCACUAAGAUCCUACGCAUGCACACUGGCGACUACACCUGCUCGGCACAGAACACCUACCUCAACACCCACUCCAAAAAAUCCAUCAGCCUGACUGUCUACUACCCACCCGAUGGCUCCCCCUCCUGUUCUGUCGAGGCAGCUCUGAAUUAUACCGCUUUGAGACUCCUCUGCUCUUGGCCCGGCGGAUUACCCUCCCCCUCUCUCUACUGGACCGGACUCGGGAACCAAGUGGGCCAAGACGAGGCUGGCACAGGGCAGCAAACAAAUCCACUGACCAACACUGCCGUCUUGCUACCAUCUGAAGGCCUCAACUCCAACAGCUUGUUAACUUGCAUGGGCUCCCACCUGGCACUCAAACAAUCAAUAGAGUGCAGCACACGCACACAUAUUCCCCCUGCAGAGCCGGAGUGUUUUGCCUACGUGACUAACAAUAAACAGUAUCUGAUGCUGUCCUGCUCCUGGGAUGGAGGGGCCCCGAAAGCCUUGUUGUGGUGGGAGGGCCCAGAUGGCCAGGCCAAAGGCGGAGAAGAAAACUCCAACAUCCUGAUCCUUCGCUACGGCACCGCCCGCAGCGGGAAACCCUACACCUGCCAUGCUAAGCAUCCACUUCUGGUCCAAACCAAAACCUGCAGGCUCACACUGGAGGCUCCUGUACUGCUGGCACAGCGCAGAGUUGUGUCUGUAUACGAGGGGAGUGACGUUCAGCUCACCUGCAACCUGAGAGCCAACUACCUUCCUGUCAGUGAAAUCACCUGGUUUAACAAUCAGGGUGUGGGCGUCCUAGACACCUCAAAGUACGCACUGCUGCAAACAUCUGCAUGGGCCAAUCUGACAGUGAGAGACACAGAUGAGACUCAAGACAGCGGCGAGUACAGAUGCUUCGCUUCCAACGCAGCGGGAGGAACUGAAAUCAAUGUCACUUUAGUGAUCAACAGGUACCCCAUGCCACCCAAUGUGACCCUGGUCAAAGUGAUGUACAACAGUCAACAGCGUAACGAGGUGGAGCUGGAGUGGCAGGUAGAGAACGAAGGAGGAGGAGGAUGGACAGGUUUCAUCCUGCAGCACAUAUGGGUGUCAGAGCAACCAGGAAGGAGAGGCAACAAUGAUUCAAAGCAGGAGACGGAGGAGAGGAUCAGUCCACCAGACUGGUACUCUAACAUCAUCCAGGACCCAGAAGUCAGGAUCUAUACAGUAGGGAGACUGACACCGACUGUUACGUACCAGUUCCGCAUCAUGCCUGUCAACCACCGCACCGUCGGACACCCUUCUGCUGCAAAGACUCCAGUCAUGAAGACAGUUCCUGUCAGUAAGCCUUACCUCCUGAUGAGUGAUGUAUCUCCGUUGGAGGGAUCUACAAUCUGGAUGCGCUGCAAUCUGGAAAAUGGCACUGGACCCAUCCAGUAUGUGUGGCAGUAUGAGACCCGCAGCGGCAACAUCUCAGCCUUUGCACAGGGAAACACCAGCGUUAUCAACGUGAAUGUCAACCGCAACCACACUGGCUGGUACCGCUGUGUGGCCAGCAACAACGUCAACAGCGAGAGUUCUAACCGGUUAUGGCUGGACACCAUCUUUGGCCCGGAUAUCCCUCAGAUAGACGUGACUCCGUACAGUAUAACAAAGCGGGGAUAUUCAACCCUGGAGAGAGAGACUGUCUCUUUACUGUGUCAAGCCCAGUCCAAUCCGGCCAGUCAGUACGUCUGGUUCUACAACAACUCCCAAGUCUACACCGGGCCGCAGUUAACCAUCACUAAGAUCCUACGCAUGCACACUGGUGACUACGCCUGCUUGGCACAGAACACCUACCUCAACACCCGCUCCAAAAAAUCCAUCAGCCUGACUGUCUACUACCCACCCGAUGGCUCCCCCUCCUGUUCUGUCGAGGCAGCUCUGAAUUAUACCGCUUUGAGACUCCUCUGCUCUUGGCCCGGCGGAUUACCCUCCCCCUCUCUCCACUGGACCGGACUCGUGAACCAAGUGAGCCAAGACGAGGCUGGCACAGGGCAGCAAACAAAUCCACUGACCAACACUGCCGUCUUGCUACCAUCUGAAGGCCUCAACUCCAACAGCUUGUUUACUUGCAUGGGCUCCCACCUGGCACUCAAACAAUCAACAGAAUGCAGCACACGCACUUAUAUUCCCCCUGCAGAGCCGGAGUGUUUUGCCUACGUGACUAACAAUAAACAGUAUCUGAUGCUGUCCUGCUCCUGGGAUGGAGGGGCCCCGAAAGCCUUGUUGUGGUGGGAGGGCCCAGAUGGCCAGGCCAAAGAGGCUCCUGUACUGCUGACACAGCGCAGAGUUGUGUCUGUAUACGAGGGGAGUGACGUUCAGCUCACCUGCAACCUGAGAGCCAACUACCUUCCUGUCAGUGAAAUCACCUGGUUUAACAAUCAGGGUGUGGGCGUCCUAGACACCUCAAAGUACGCACUGCUGCAAACAUCUGCAUGGGCCAAUCUGACUGUGAGAGACACAGAUGAGACUCAAGACAGCGGCGAGUACAGGUGCUCCACUUCCAACGCAGUGGGAGGAACUGAAAUCAAUGUCACUUUAGUGAUCAAGAGGUACCCCAUGCCACCCAACGUGACCCUCGUCAAAGUGAUGUACAACAGCCGACAGCGUAACGAGGUGGCGCUGGAGUGGCAGGUAGAGAACGAAGGAGGAGGAGGAUGGACAGGUUUCAUCCUGCAGCACAUAUGGGUGUCAGAGCGACCAGGAAGGAGAGGCAGCCACAAUGAUUCAAAGCAGGAGACGGAGGAGAGAAUCAGUCCACCAGACUGGUACUCUAAUAUCAUCCAGGACCCAGAAGUCAGGAUCUAUACAGUAGGGAGACUGACACCGACUGUUACGUACCAGUUCCGCAUCAUGCCUGUCAACCACCGCACCAUCGGACACCCUUCUGCUGCAAAGACUCCAGCGGAACCACGCUACAACGUGUACCCUGCUGUGAUUGGAGCAGCUAUAGGCGGGAUGCUCUUUGCAGCCUUCCUAACAGCGCUGCUGCUCGUAUUCAUAAUCCGCAACCGCAACAACAAUCCUCGAUUACAUGACAUGCUGUUUGGUUUGCAGCACAGCCAGUCAAGAGAAAACAUCAACUUCCCAGAGGAUGAAUUGGAAGGCAGGUCAAAGGGAGGAAUAGAGGAGAUUGGUGGAUCAUCCAGUCCAGGUCCAACCAUGGCUUUACCCCGGGCAGCUUCACCCCUCACCACCUCACCUGCGAGUGCCACCCCCGCCACCAGCCAAGCCCCUCCCCCUGGAGACAGCAAUGAACCUGUCAGCGUCACCAUCACCGUCAAGGCUACAGGCUCAUAA